Messenger RNA from Mytilus trossulus (common blue mussel), 2792 nucleotides. RefSeq lists its product as uncharacterized. Lineage: Eukaryota; Metazoa; Mollusca; Bivalvia; Mytilida; Mytilidae. The transcript has 2 exons. The record is from RefSeq and is a predicted model, not a curated record. The coding region runs from base 55 to 1977 and encodes 640 amino acids.
AUACACAUUUCCGAUAACAUACAUGCAUGUACUAAUGAAAGAGAAACAAAACAUAUGUCUAUAUCCCUUCACCAAUAUCUAUGCAAAUUCCUUGUCGGAACAGAAAAUCACGUGAAGAUAAUACGACAAAUGAAUACAGUAUGCGAUAAUUUAUCAAAUGAUGAUAUUUCAGUACAAAUUACCAGCGGUAGUUUUGGUGAAGGACUGCAGAUGCGUGGUAGCGAUAUAGAUGUAAUGCUUGUAUUAAGAUUCAUCGAGGUCCACGAUAACAUAACAACUAUUGCUUUCAAUCCUACAAAAACGUAUUUCAUACUGAUGACAGACAAUACAAACUCAAGUUUUGCAAUGUUACGUCUCGUAAGUAGUCCUCAUCGCCGAUUGGUAGAAAGUUGUGAAACAUUCCAAGGGAAUUAUUAUCUGUCAAGUGCCUUAUUUAAAAGACUAUUUUUGAGUGAGUUUUGUCCCGUUGAACAUGGACCUUGCGUAUCCGACAAACAUAGUUAUACUGAUUAUGCUCCUUGCCUGCAUAGUAGAUCAUGGGUCAAGACAGCAUCACGAUGGAUUGUGAAGUCCAAUAAUCCUUGGCCAAAUGAAAACACAAAGCAGAUGAUUAUCAACCACGGUGUGCUUUUUGUGCCAAUUGGUAGUAAAGAAUCAGCAAACGAGAAAUUGGAAUGGCGAAUGUCAUUCUCAGUUGGUGAAAAACUUCUUAUGUAUACGUUUAGUCAUACGCAAUUACUGUGUUAUGCCCUCAUGAAAAUUCUUUUAAAGGAUGUAAUAAAUACUAAUAGUAGAUGUAAAGACUUAAUAUGUUCUUAUUAUAUAAAGACAAUCGUUUUCUGGAUAUCAGAAGAAUUACAACCCUCUGUGUGGACACCUGACAAUUUGAUACAGUGUUUUAUGAGAUGUUUUAGUCGGCUGAUUUAUUGUGUGCAGUAUCAAGUUUGUCCGCAUUAUUUCAUUCCAGAAAAUAAUUUGUUUGAGAAUAAGAUAGAAGGAAUAGAUAGGAAUAAUUUGAUUGAUACACUAAGUGUGCUAUUUAGCUAUGGAUGGCGAUGUAUUUUAUUCUCUGAUCAAAUAUCAGAUGGUCCGAUUUUAUUAAACAACAUCCAAAAUUAUCAAAGUUUCUUGUAUUAUGAUGAUCUUAACAAAUUGUUAAAGUCAAGUACGUCCAUACGUGUUUCCUCUUUGACAGAUAAACACUAUAACUUCUGUAGAUCUGUACAUACAAUAAUUUCUUGUAACUCUAAGAAAUUGAAAUUCAUUCAUGAGUAUUUCAUGUCAUGGAUAUGCAACUUAAAAUGCCAGUCGAUAUAUGUGAGCAGUACAAUCAGGAAUAAGAAUCAAUAUAAACAACACAAAACGUGUCUGAGUUAUCUACUAAUGAGCACCAACCAUGAUUCUGUAUCCGGAUGGUUGAUGCUUGCUUCGUUUUUCUACAAGGGAAACCAAUAUAAAAAAUCGCUCAUACUUAUCUUGUAUGCAUUAUCAAAGUGUACACUUGACAAAUUAAUCCGUGGAACAGAAUUGACAGCCAUGCAACGUCUUCUAGUCAAAUGGCACUUGAUAUAUAAGCAACGAGUGGUGCGCUCGUUAAAAUUCAUGCUGGUAGAUCAUGUCAAUUUUGCAACGUCUGCAUUUAUUCCUAUGGAACUGCUAAUAGUAGAAAGUGGUUUUGUAAUACCGCCUGUAGUGUAUGCACAUUUUUUGUCUUUCCUGUGUCAUUACCAUCUGAAUAAUGUGCGAGAAUGUCAAAUUUCCCUUCGAGAUCUUCAAUUGACAAUAGCCGAAGAUUACUUCAUGGGAGAGGAUAUAUUUCCUAAAGCAUUUUCUAAAUACUGUCUUGGCACUGCUUUGCAGUUAAUAGGAGAUCAUUUAUCAGCCAAACAAGCUUUUACUGAGACUGUGCAAAUAUUGCAUUCGUAUCCAUUCUUUAUUAGGCCAUUAAAAAGACUUUCUAUGAUAGCUUCCGUAUGAACAAAAAUAUCUUAUACAAUAAAUGUACGUGUUUAUUUUGAUGAAUGGUAACAGGAAUCGCACUAAUUUAACUGUUAAGUUAUUUACUUAAAAAAUAUAAUUUACAAUCGUAUUGAAUAUUUCUUCCGUACCGAACAUAUAUAACUCAACUGCAGUUGCUUAUGGUCGGUUACAUAAACUUGUAUUGUGAAUUUGUUGAAAUCAUAGUUUUCAUAGACUAAUACAUCGGUAAACACCUGGAAUAAGGUUGACAAAUUCUUUACAUCCAUAAAAUGUUUACGACCUUUGACAAUAGAUUGCAUGCGAAUAACAAAAGUUUAUAAAUACGUUCAGAAAAGGGCUCAUACCGUAAGCAAUUUAAGUUUUAAAAUAAACAGCAUAUUUAAUGAAUAUUGAGUUCAUACCAACGAUAUUGGUAUUUUGCGAAACGGAAAGAAAAGAGUUAGCAUGUUUAAGGCAUCGUAAAAAAUUGUAACGAAUGUUACAGUUUUCAUUUGUUUUCAAAUUAGAUAUACUAUUACGUGAAUUACAAUAUCUUUGUUAUUUUUAUAUACGAUGAUUCCCGGUGUUUUUUUUAAAGUUUUAAAUCAUACUCUUUAAAACAAAUUAACCCUUCUUUCAAUACUGUUGCAUUCAUAGUCGUUAAAUUCUCCCUCCCCCUGUUCGUCCGAAUUUAAAGUAUUUAAUCUCUAAAUUUAAUAGGCUAUACACAAGACAAACACAGAUAUAGGAUUAGUUGCUGGCAGUAUCAUCUUAUUUUUUCUUGCGAUAAAAUAUUUUAUUUUACUAUAUUGUACAUAUUUCUUCGAUUGAAA